CAAGACUUUUCGCAAUUUUCCCACCCUAAAACCCAUUUAGGAACAUAUUCUUUCUUCUCUUUAUUUUCAUAUAUUGUCUGGCCGGCAGCAAAGCUAAGUCGCGAGGUUUCCCUCCACAUUAGCCACCGUAAACCACCGAACCCGGACUGCCAAACACGCUGUCGCCGUCGGCACUGCCAUGCCGACUUUUACCAGCAUCGCUCUUGAGAACCUACUCGAACCGCGCCUUCGAGAUUCGCACAAAAAGCCUUUGGGCUCAGAGCAAAUCACGAUAACGCCGCGCGGCACCAACGGCGGGACUACUAAGGAGGAAGCCGGGUUAGAAGGGGCGGAGAAUACGAAGCAUCAAUCUCCGGGUCUGCAGAUAACAUCGGACCCUACACCGAUUCCCGAUGCAUCAUCUGGGUCCAUUUCGCCCUCUCCCUAUGUGGCCAAUCGGAAGAGGCGCAGCGGAGGGGAUAUAGCCAACCGGAAAAUAGACGAAUUUGAUGAUUCGGAAAGGAAGGAAGGUGAGAAAGGCGACGAACAGAAUGCAUCGACUUUCCAGGUUAGGGAUACUAUGGAAGCGGAAGCCAUGGAGGAUUUGGUAUUUGGUACUCCUGAGGUAAGCGCAGAUCGAAUCAAGGGGCUUGAGCUAAGGGAUGAAGUGUAUUUAAAUCCGAAGUGUGAUGUAUUACUUGUAGGAAGUGCGAAUGAGACGGUAGAACUCGAUUCCCAGAGCUUUGCAUCUACCCAAGGAGACUUUUUCGAUGCAAAUGAAGAGUUCUCUGAUGGGUCUGCUUCUAGUGUGUCAUCAUAUAUAGUUACCAUGGAAUCCGAAUUACAAACCACAAGGCUCCAGCUCCUUCAAGAAAUAGAAAAAAGAAAGGAUGCUGAAAAUACUCUUAAUAUGAUGAGCUGCCAGUGGCAACGGAUCAGCAACAUUCUAUCCGAGGCAGGAUUAAAGCUUCCUUCACCAUCAUCGGUCAUUGGUGGUAUGGAACCUGACCCAAACUCAAUUGAAGACAUAUUACAAGAAAUAAUUGUGGCUAGGUUCGUUUCUAAAGCUGUUGGAAAAGGUCAAGCGCGUGCUGAAGUUGAACUAGCUGCAGAGGCAAUCAUUGAAUCAAAGAACCAGGAAAUCUCUCGUUUAAGAGACAGGUUAAUGUAUUAUGAGACUGCUAACCGCGAAAUGUCCGAGAGGAAUCAGGAAAUCCUUGAUACUGCAAGGAAGCAACAUCAAAGGCAGAUGACUCAGCAGAAGUUAUGGAGCUGUGUAGGACUUUCAGCCGUAGUUGGCAUUUCAGUGGCUGCCUACUUUUACCUGUCACAACCAGGUCACCACCAACUCACAUCAAGCUCUGGACAUUCAACAGCAGGCGAUGUGUGACUCAGCUACUUGGAAUUAGAUUAGUGCAAGAGUUGUUCAGAUUUAUUCAGUCAACCUCAUCCUCCUGCUGCUGCUGCUGCUUUAUCACAGUUGGUAUAUUAAGUUGCUCACAACCAAUGAGGCAUGAUAUCAGUUUUGCGUGGCUAAUUGUUGAUGGUCUAAAGCUAUUAUAUUGCAUUGGUUAAGCCCAUUUGUUUUAGUUAUUAAGAUUGAGCGCGUAGAACGUAUACCAUCUCAACAAUGGAAUCUGUAUGGAUUACUGUUGUUAUAGAAAUUAACCUAUAUAAUUGUAAAAACAAUGUGAAAUUCCAAAAUACGAUUACUAUAUUUUUUACCAAAAUAGGACAGUAUUUUACUCCUAUUUAGGAGAAAAUAUUGUACUCAUAUUUUAGAAUUUUAUAUUGUUUUUACUUCUAUUUUGGGAAACUUCCCUUUUGCCCUUACAAAGUUUCUUACAUAGUGGCUUGAAUAAAAUUUAUUUUGUCUGGAUGCAAUAAACACUUGUAGUUUUUCAAUACUUCAAUGCGAUCCGUCAAUUUGUGAUUA
Molecule: messenger RNA, 1915 nt
Organism: Cuscuta europaea
Lineage: Eukaryota; Viridiplantae; Streptophyta; Magnoliopsida; Solanales; Convolvulaceae
Source: the annotation of a GenBank genome assembly